Molecule: messenger RNA, 929 nt
Organism: Periconia digitata
Lineage: Eukaryota; Fungi; Ascomycota; Dothideomycetes; Pleosporales; Periconiaceae
Source: the annotation of a GenBank genome assembly
AUGUCGUCUUCACAAGCGCCCAAAAAGCUAGUCCCGACUCUAACCCUGUCGGGGGCGCGCGCAGCCUUAGCCGCCGCCGAGAAGCGCGCCGCCGAAAUCGAGGUGCCCAUGAACAUCGCCGUUGUGGAUUCUGCGUGUCAUUUGCUGGCGUUUGCGAGGAUGGAGGGGGCGAAGAUAACUUCUGCCCUCGACAAAGCCUUCACAGCAGCAGGCCACCGCCUCCCCACAUCGGCGUACAAAGACGUCGUCUGGCCCGGCGGUCCCGCCUACGGUAUCAACCACAGCAACGGAGGCCGCUUCAUGACUAUCGGCGGCGGCGUGCCCAUCAUCGACCCCGAGUCUGGGAGCGUGUUGGGUGCUGUGGGGUGUAGUACGGGAUUGCCGAGUCAGGAUGAGGAUGUUGCGCUUGCUGGGGUUGAGGGGGUCAAGAGGUCGCUGGCGGGCGGGUUGAAGGCCAAGUUGUAGAGAGGAGGUGGUGGUGAAGCUGAGGGAGACGAGAUGCGUUUCUUGAUGUGGGGAUUACGAUAGGGGAGAGGUGCAGGAUUGAGGGUGUGCUGUUUCUGGGAUCGUUUGAGAGUAGAUGGACGCAGACAUUGCUCUUUCAAAGCACUCGCCUCCCCGUUGAAAUUGCGCGACUCAUUUGUGUCUCGUCUCAGAAGCGGAGUAGAGGUCGGGCUUGUUGCAGCCCCAUUAUCAAGAAUAAACAGUGUGCAUGUAGACUUUUGACUGAAUAGAGUCGAUGUUGUCCUGUUCCGGGCUCGAGAUAGAAAAGAUGGAAGAGCAGAAAGUUUUUUUGAGCCUCGUAAUGUCUUAAACCUAAUUUCUGGCACACACACAAGAGUAAUUGAGAUUGAUAUACACGAUGCACCAUGAGUCCAAAUGUCCGUAUCGGGUAUGCACCUCGUCAAACUCACGUGCCAAAGUACCAU